AUGUUUAACUCAGUGAAUCUGGGCAACUUCUGCUCCCAGUCGCGUAAAGAGAGGAGCGCUGAGUUUGGAGAGCGGGCGGGUUGCGCUUCCAACCUCUACCUCCCCAGCUGUACCUAUUACGUCCCCGAAUUUUCAACUGUGUCAUCUUUCCUGCCACAGGCCCCCUCUCGCCAAAUCUCCUACCCGUACUCCACCAACCUCUCGCAGCCCGUGCGAGAGGUCUCCUAUGGUCUAGACCCCUCCAGUAAAUGGCACCAUAGAAGCAAUUACGCGUCGUGUUAUUCCGCAGAAGAUCUGAUGCAUAGAGAGUGCAUCCCGCCUUCCACCAUGACCGAAAUGCUAAUGAAAAACGAGAGCGCGUACAGCCACCACCACCCCAGCUCCAACCACCCGGCACCGACGGGAUUCUACGGCGGCAUGAACAAAAACACGGUCCUGCCCCAAGGCUUCGACCGCUUCUUCGAAAACGCGUAUUGCGGGGCGGAAAACCCGACCGAGAGCUGCGGGCAGAAGGGAGAGGGCAAAGGGGAGGCUGAGCCCCAGAGCCACGCGCUGUCAUCCCGCGGAGAGACGGGGAUGGACCCGGAAGACGAAGAGGAGAACACAACUCCCGGCUCUUCAGCCUCGUCCUCCUCUGUCAACAAGGAAGGAAGCAAAAGCAGCAAUUCGAGUGCUCCCCGAACGAGGAAGAAGAGGUGCCCCUAUUCGAAAUUCCAGAUCAGAGAGCUGGAGAGAGAAUUCUUCUUCAAUGUCUAUAUAAACAAAGAAAAGAGGCUCCAGUUGUCUCGGAUGCUGAAUCUCACUGACCGACAGGUUAAAAUCUGGUUUCAGAACAGAAGGAUGAAAGAAAAAAAAUUAAGCAGAGACCGCCUGCAGUAUUUCUCUGGAAAUCCCUUAUUGUGA
Molecule: messenger RNA, 903 nt
Organism: Numida meleagris (helmeted guineafowl)
Lineage: Eukaryota; Metazoa; Chordata; Aves; Galliformes; Numididae
Gene: HOXC11
Product: homeobox C11
Exons: 2
Coding region: 1-903 (300 amino acids)
Biological process (GO): regulation of transcription by RNA polymerase II; anatomical structure development
Cellular component (GO): nucleus
Molecular function (GO): RNA polymerase II cis-regulatory region sequence-specific DNA binding; DNA-binding transcription factor activity, RNA polymerase II-specific
Source: RefSeq, a predicted model, not a curated record